Messenger RNA from Hevea brasiliensis (rubber tree), 576 nucleotides. RefSeq names its product secreted RxLR effector protein 161-like. Bases 1 to 576 code for a protein of 191 amino acids. The transcript has a single exon. NCBI's taxonomy places the organism in Eukaryota, Viridiplantae, Streptophyta, Magnoliopsida, Malpighiales, Euphorbiaceae. The record is from RefSeq and is a predicted model, not a curated record.
AUGAGCAAUUGCAAUCCUAUUACCAUACCAUCAGAAGUUGGGUUGAAGCUUAAUAAGAAUCCUGAAGGCAAGAAGAGUAAUGGCACUCUCUACAAACAAAUUGUAGGAAGUUUGAUGUAUUUGACUGCUACAAGGCCAGAUAUCAUGCAUGCUAUGAGUCUUAUUAGCAGAUAUAUGGAAAAUCCAGAAGAAUUGCAUCUUCUAGCUGCCAAAAGGAUCUUUCGAUACUUAAAGGGUGUUGAUUUUGGGUUGUUGUGCAAGAAGGGAGAACAAUCAGAUUUAAUUGGGUUCUCUAAUAGUGAUUAUGCUGGAGAUGUGGAUGAUCGAAAGAGUAUUUCAGGAUAUGUUUUCAUGCUAAGUUCAGGGGCUGUUUCAUGGUCAUCAAAGAAGCAACCAAUUGUUACUCUAUCAACAACUGAAGCUGAAUUUGUUGCAGCAACAGCUUGUGCUUUUCAAGCUAUAUGGUUGCAGAAAAUUCUUAAUGAGCUGCAUUUUAGGAAAGAAGGACCUACUGCAAUUUAUUGUGACAACAGUUCAUCAAUAAAACUCUCCCAAAACCCUGUUCUACAUGGUUGA